This is a messenger RNA of Malaya genurostris, 4797 nucleotides long. RefSeq lists its product as uncharacterized. The coding region runs from base 1 to 4797 and encodes 1598 amino acids. NCBI's taxonomy places the organism in Eukaryota, Metazoa, Arthropoda, Insecta, Diptera, Culicidae. Gene Ontology annotation, molecular function: nucleic acid binding; zinc ion binding. The transcript has 4 exons. The record is from RefSeq and is a predicted model, not a curated record.
AUGCAACGUACGCCGGUUAAAACGUCCGAGGAAGAAUCAAUAUUCAUUGGUUUCGAAGACGUUCCUUACAGCGACACCAACUCCACAACUGCGAAAAUUAAAUCCCUCAAACGCCAGAGAGACCAAGCGAUGAAAAAGAUCAUGCGCAUCUACGAAAGUAUCAACGUACAGCAUUCGAUCGAGCUAUGCAAUUUGAAAGUUUACGCAGCAAAGUUGCAGUCGGCGUACUGCGAGUACUUGAAAUAUCAUAGUGAUAUUGUUGCUAUAGUUCCGGAUGAUGAACUGGAAGCGCAAGAAAUCGAGUACAUCAAUUUCGAGAACUAUUUUGAUCACACAUCCGCCGCAGUUGAAGCUCGGAUAUUGCAACAACCGAUCAGUCAGACGGCUCCACCAGCGCAGGUCGUCAUACACCAGCAGCCACUAAAAGCACCGAUCCCGACGUUCGAUGGUGAAUACACAAAGUGGCCGAAAUUCAAAGCCAUGUUUCAGGAUGAGAUGGCACAAUCUCGCGAUUCGGAUGCGAUCAAACUCUACCACUUGGACAAGGCCUUGGUCGGAGCGGCAGCAGGAGUACUUGAUGCGAAGACGAUACAUGAAGGCAACUACGCACAAGCAUGGGCCAUUCUAACAGAACGCUACGAAAACCAACGUGUAAUAGUUGAGACACACAUCCAAGGACUUCUUUCACUCAAAAGAAUGAAUUCCGAAUCUUACAGAGAACUACGAUUCCUGCUCGACGAAUGUAUAAACCAUGUCGAGAGCCUCGAGUACUUGAACCAGAAACUAACUGGUGUUUCCGAAUUGAUGAUUGUCUACUUGUUGACUGCAGCUCUAGACAAAGCGACCCGUAAGCAUUGGGAACAGACUCUAAAACCAGGAGAAUUGCCACAAUACCGCCCUACGAUUACCUUCCUGAAGUCCCAAUGUCAAGUGCUAGAGAGAUGCGAGACUGCUUGCGCGCAGUCAUCAACGAAAUCAGCACCGAAGCAACAGAUCUUGAUCCCGAUGACUAAGAUUAAUAAUCGAUCACUCACAGUGACAACGAACACCGAAAACGUCAACGAGAAAUGUGAUUUUUGUGACGCGUCUCAUCGAAACUAUCAGUGUAAUAUACUCAACACAUUGUCAAGCGCUGAAAAGUUAGAAAAGGUGCGCUCGGCAGGUAUAUGCUACAAUUGUCUCCGAAAGGGUCAUCGCUGUAAUGCCUGUCCUUCACCGAAGGUCUGUCAGAAAUGUCAGAAACGACACCACACCCAACUGCAUGACGACACUACGAACCACAAGCAGGAGUCUAGAAUCAUAAUCGCAACGACUGAACCGGAAACUAUGGAUCUAGAACAAACAACGUCAUCGUUAGAGAACGUAAUGACAAACUGCUACUUGAAUAACAUUCACGCUCCGAAAACAGUACUACUUCUUACUGCGGUGGUUCUGACUACCGAUCGAGACAAACAAGUUCACCAGUGUCGAGCCCUUCUAGAUAGUGGAUCUCAAGCGAACUUCAUAACCGAGAGCAUGGCAAAUACUGUUGGCAUGGAGAGGAAAUGUGCUAAUGUUCCAAUUUCUGGCAUUAACAAUGUCAAAAGUCUAGCACGAGAAAAAGUGGAAGUCUACUUGCAAUCUCGAUGCAGUGAUUUCCGCGCGACAGUGGAAUGCUUGGUGACUCCCAAGGUCACUGGAAUGAUCCCGACAACAAACAUCGAUGUCACCAGUUGGGUUAUCCCAGAUGGUAUCCAACUAGCUGAUCCGUCUUUUUUUAAAUCAAACAAAAUCGAUAUACUGCUUGGUGCAGAAUUGUUCUUUUCUUUAAUGAAACCAGGGUACAUUCGAAUUGAUGACGACCAUCCUGAGCUACGAAACUCGCACCUAGGAUGGUUAGUUACUGGUGCUUACCGGCCAACACGGAACGAAGAAGUAGUUCAAUAUUCCCAUGUCGCAUCUCUUGAUUCUGUCGAACAGAUGAUUCGUCACUUCUGGGAAAUUGAGGAAGUUCCAAAGGCUGCAACCACUUCACCCGAAGAACAACGAUGUGAAGAUAAUUUCGCAUUAUCCCACUCUCGAGACAACAACGGACGAUUUGUAGUUCGAUUACCGCUCAAAGAGAACGUCAACCAGUUGGACAGUUGCCGAAAUCUAGCAAUGCGACGGUUUUUCAUGCUAGAAAAUCGGUUGCAGCGCAACCCUGAACUAAAAGUGCAAUACAUUGACUUUAUUCGAGAGUAUCAGCAACUUGGUCAUUGCCGAGAGGUGAAUGUGGCCGAUGAUGACGCGAACAUCAAGCCAUACUACUUGCCACAUCACGCGGUACUUCGCCCAGGAAGCUCGUCGACAAAAUGUCGGGUUGUCUUCGACGCCAGUGCUAAAUCGGCUCCAACGCAUUUGUCGUUCAACGAUGUUUGGCUAAUAGGCCCAGUAAUUCAAAGUGACAUCGUUUCUAUCAUGCUACGCUUUCGACAACACCCUAUUGUUUUCUCUGCGGAUAUAAUGAAGAUGUACCGUCAGAUUAAUAUGCAUCCCGAUGACACACACAAGCAGCGAAUAUAUUGGCGAGAGCAUCCGAAUGAUCCACUGAAAACUCUGGAGCUAAUGACCGUCACCUACGGAACUGCUACAAUUGACGAAGCCAUCGAAGCACAGCACCAACUGCACUUGAUGUUGGCUCGUGGUGGGUUUCCAAUUCACAAAUGGUGUUCUAAUUCUCCCGAGGUACUUGCGCACAUCCCAAAGGAAGAAAGAGAAACGUUGAAACCGUUCACUGAUCACCAUGUCAACAAUGUUAUUAAGGUUCUCGGUCUACUGUGGGAGCCAAGCUCCGAUGAACUUUUAAUUGCCGAAUGCGCAAAGGCGCCAACUAAUCGCGACCCACCAGCUACGAAACGACUAAUUUAUUCUGAAAUAAAAAUCCCUAGACAAGUAACAUUUCAAGGUGCUGUUGGUUACGAACUGCACGCAUUUGCUGAUGCCUCACACGUGGCAUACGGAGCCUGCGUUUACAUCCAGAGCAUAAUGAAUAACGGAAGUGUCAAAUCCAGACUGCUUAUUAGCAAAUCAAAGGUAGCACCCCUCCGAGCGCUUACCAUUCCACGCAAGGAAUUGUGCGCAGCUUUGUUACUUGUCCGACUAGUCUCCAAGGUACUGCCUGCCCUUACGAUCAACAUGCAAAGGGUAGUCCUAUAUUCCGACAGUGAAAUUGUUUUGGCGUGGCUGAAAAAACAUCCUUAUCAACUACAAACAUUCGUAUGCAAUCGUGUAAGUGAGAUUCAAGCCAACUCUGAUGGAUUCUCAUGGAAGUACAUUCGCUCUCAACACAACCCAGCGGACAUUGUUUCUCGUGGAAUGCUGCCAUGCGAACUUAUGGCUAGUGAGCUAUUCUGGACUGGUGGAACGUGUAUCAACUCACCAGUCGUUAGUUUUGGGGUGGUGAAUGAAGUGCUCGACGAAAAUUUACCGGAAUUGAAGGCCAAUAUAGCAGCAACACCAGCGCUAAUCGAAGAACAGCUGGAAAUAUUUGAAACCUGCAGUUCUUUCCGACGGCUUCAACGAAUAAUCGCGUGGGUUCUGCGGUUCUUGAGCAACGCGCGCAAGUCAAAGGAAAAUCGCAUCACUAUCAGGCAUCUCAGUGUGCAAGAACUUCGACGGUCAACGAUAGUCAUCGUACGCGUUAUUCAGCAUAUAGAACUGCAAGACGAAAUCCAGCGAAUGAAAACGAAUACUCCUUGCAAACGAAUUGGAGCCCUCAAUCCAAUUUACAACUAUGAUGACGUGUUGAGGGUCGGUGGGCGACUCAAACAUUCUAACUUGUCCGACAAAUCGAAGCAUCAGCUGAUUCUUCCGAAUGCAAAUCCGGUCACACAUCGUCUGAUUCGGGAAAUGCAUCACGAACAUCUGCACGUUGGUCCAGCUGGCCUUCUUUCUGCAAUCAGGCAGCAAUUACUACGCGCUAGACCAACAAUUCGACAGGUAACUAGGUCAUGCACGAAUCCAACGGGUGUUUCCCAGCUUAUGGGUGAUCUUCCGAAACAACGUGUAACACCGGCUCCCGUAUUUAACAUUACUGGUGUGGACUAUGCCGGUCCGAUACUUGUGAAACAAGGAACUCAUCGACCUAAGGUUGUCAAAGCAUACAUAGCGGUUUUUGUUUGCAUGGCAACAAAGGCUGUACACUUGGAGCUGGUGUCCGAUUUAACCUGCGAUGCAUUUCUCGCUGCCUUGCAACGCUUCGCUCACCCGAAUUCGGCGGCCGUCAAGAGCACCAAGACGCACCUGAAACGAGUGAUUGGAAUUAAUACGUUAACCUUUGAAGAAAUGACGACUAUUCGAUGCGAAAUUGAAGCUGUUCUCAACUCAAGGCCACUUUUCGCUAUAUCCGGAGAUCCAACUGAUCCAGAGGUUAUUUCUCCAGCACACUUUCUAAUUGGUCGUUCAAUGACUGCAGUACCCGAACCAACCUAUCAGGACAUCAAAUUCAGUCGGCUCAGUCGCUGGCAACAUCUCCAACUGCUUCGCGAACAAUUUUGGAGGGCUUGGUCCCGUCAUUACUUGAGCAGUUUGCAACCAAGGAAAAAGAACUGGAACACUACAUCCAACGUUCGAACUGGGAUGAUCGUACUACUGCAAGACAAGAACCGACCACCUCUGCAAUGGAAGCUGGGUCGUAUCACCAACGUCUAUCCUGGUCCCGACAAUCUGGUUCGUGUUGUGGACUCUUUCAGCGAAGGCAAAACUUUCUCCCGUUCGAUUUCGAAACUGUCAGUUUUGUCAAUUGAAGAAAACCAAGGCCAAGGUGAUCAACAAUAA